This is a messenger RNA of Topomyia yanbarensis, 1914 nucleotides long. It is a transcript of the gene ninaG, whose product is annotated as neither inactivation nor afterpotential protein G. Lineage: Eukaryota; Metazoa; Arthropoda; Insecta; Diptera; Culicidae. The transcript is spliced from 5 exons. Bases 1 to 1914 code for a protein of 637 amino acids. Gene Ontology annotation, molecular function: flavin adenine dinucleotide binding; oxidoreductase activity, acting on CH-OH group of donors. The record is from RefSeq and is a predicted model, not a curated record.
AUGGGCUUGAUAAGAAAGGUUGUAAUAGCUCUAACAAUCCUAACAGCAUUGUUAGGACUAAUCCUCUACUCGAUCUGGCUGUGGCUAGGAUACGAACACAUCCCAAACAGAGUGUCCAAUGUUGAAUCACUGAAGGAUGCUUCUUUUGAUUUCAUAAUCGUGGGAGCCGGAACAGCUGGAUGCGUUCUGGCCAAUCGACUAUCGGCUGAUCCCAAUAAUUCCGUACUUCUGAUUGAGGCCGGAGACGUAUUCGGGCCAGCUUCCAUAGUUCCACUGCUUAGUACGACUAUACAGCAAACUCGGUUCGAUUGGGCGUUUCGAACAACACCGCAAAAGUAUUCCUCUCGUGGACUAAUCAAUAAUCAACAAUUCCUACCGCGUGGCCGAGGAUUAGGUGGAUCGGGACAAAUCAACUACAUGUUGCACUUUACCGGGAUUAAGGAUGAUUUCGACCGAUGGGAGCGCCUUGGUGCGCAUGAUUGGAAUUUUGAACGGAUGAAGCCCUAUUUGGACCGGCUCGAGCGCGGAACGGAUGGCGUUGAGGAAGCGAGUGAAGGUCACUGUCAACCCGAGCUGGAAGAUGAUGAAAUGUUUGAGACCACCGACGAGCAACCUCUACUCAACAUGUGUUCUUCGCAACCAUCGACAACAAGCACAGAUAUGAAGCAUUCAAUACAACCCCCAAGUUGGCACAUCAAUCCCGUCGAUGCCGACGAGAAUCUUCUGGCAAAAGCAUUCCAAGACGCCUCUUCCGAGUUGGGAUCCAGCCACGAUUUCCGCGCUGCACGGUAUAACAUCCGUAACGGAAUUCGCUGGAGUAGUUAUCAUGGCUAUCUCAGACCGGCCUUCGGGCGCAGCAAUCUGCAAGUGCUGACGAAUUCGGUCGUUCAGAGAGUGAUUUUCAAUAAUCAAAACCGUGCCCAGGCUGUGAUAGUUCAGCAAACGAACGCAGAAAACUUUCUGACUAUCAGGGCUAGACAGGAGGUUAUUUUAAGCGCCGGAGCGUUUCAGACCCCCCAGCUUUUGAAGCUAUCCGGGAUAGGUCCAGCCAUUGAGUUGAAGCGACAUGGAAUUCCCAUAGUCCACGAUUCACCAAAUGUCGGGCAAAACUACUUUGAUCAUCUGAACAUGCCGCUGUUUGUGUCAAUCAAUACUACAGCCAGUGUCACCGUGGACAAGAUCCUGAACGUUCUUAACCUAUGGAACUACCUGAGCGAGGGAACUGGUAUAUUUUCAACGACAGCAGUAGCAGGGAUUGGUAGUCCUCGUUUGAGUAAAUACGGAAUCAUUCUCUUUGGCAUGGGUAGCGUGGACGAGAAAGCGUUAAGGCAUGUCUCCAACCUGAAACAGGAUGCAUUCCGAGCCCAUUUUCCACUUUACCACAAUAGUAGUCAGGAAGGAUUUCUCUUUCUGAACACGUGUCACCAGCCAAAAAGUCGAGGGGCCAUUUAUCUGCGUGAUCGCCAUGCAGAUACCCAUCCCUUCAUCAAUCCGAACUAUUUGAAGGAUAAGUUCGACAUAGAGUGUAUGUCUGCGGCUAUUCGGUUAGCUGCGCGGACCGUCGAAACUGCCCCGUUCCGUCGAAUGGGCGCAGUGAUUCACUGGCCAAAGGCGAAGAGUUGCUCCAACUUUGGACCAUUCGUAGAAGACUUCCGAACUAAUAAGCCAAGUGAUCGCUAUUUGGAGUGCAUUUUGCGUGAAUCUGCGUUGACAGGUCAUCACCCCGGUGGAACGACCGCAAUCGGACUUCACUCGGAGGCAGUGGUGGAUAAUCAAUUAAGGGUUAAUGGCGUUAGCGGUCUACGAGUGGUCGAUGCUGGGGUGUUCCCGGCGCCAGUGUCCGGAACACCAAACUCUGUAGUGAUUGCAGUUGCAGAAAAAGCAGCAGAUGCUAUUCUUAUUGCCGGCAGGUAG